AUGGCGAAUGAGGCGGCGAAAUAUCGUCACCUAACCCAAGAAGAUAAUGCAAAUGGUAUACGUAAGAGAAGGAUCACCGUUCAUUUACCUGACCCUUACGCUAAAGUUAGCGGCCAUCCAAAAUCGAUUUGGGGUGUUGGUUGUGUGGCUACUGCUUGGAGUGUGGAUUUCGUGGCUGCUGCUUGGGGUGUGGGUUGUGUGGCUGCUGCUUGUGGUGUCAAUUUCGUGGCUGCUGCUUGGGUGUGGAUUUCGUGGCUGCUGCUUGUGGUGUCAAUUUCAGGGCUGCUGCUUGGGGGUAAUGAUGCACAACAAAUAGGGGAUAGAAGUAGUGCGGAAGAUGAAGGUAAGCCUAAGCCUGGAAUGUUUUUUGAAUCAUUUGAUAAGUUUCUUCAAUACUACCGGAGCUAUGGAAAUAAAAUGGGGUUUGAAGUUACAAUAAGAUCUUCAAGGAAAGGAGAUGAUGGGGAGUUGAUUUAUGCGAACGUUGCCUGUUGUUGCGGUGGAAAGCGAGAUAGUAACUCCAAAAAUAUCUUUAAAUUGCAUCCGUUGACAAAAAGUGGUUGUAAGGCUCGUAGUACUGCCUCUCGACGUUCAGAUGGUAAAUGGGAAAUAGUGUCAAUCAUCUAUGAGCAUAACCAUGAACUCAUAAGUCCUAGCAAAACAAGAUUUUUCAAGAGCAAUAGAUUUAUACAACCACAUGUGAAAAGAAAGAUUGAAGUGAAUGAUAGAGCGGGGAUUAGACCGAGUAAGAAUUUCAAUUCCUUUGUAGUUGAAGCUGGGGGUGUUGAGAAUUUGAGUUUCUUACAAAAGGAUUGUAGAAAUUACAUUGAAAAAGUUAGGAAGAUCCGACUUGGUGAUGGUGAUGCUGUUGCGUUACAGAAAUAUUUUUUGAAAAUGCAAAAAGAUAAUCCCAAUUUCUUUUACGUUAUGGAUUUAGAUGAUGAUGGUCGAUUGCAAAAUGUUCUAUGGGUGGAUGCAAGAAGCAGAGCCGCAUUUAGGGAAUUCGGCGACGUUGUGACAUUCGACACGACGUAUUUAACCAACAAAUAUGAUAUGCCGUUUGCUGCGUUUGUCGGUGUUAACCAUCAUAGCCAAUCCACAUUAUUAGGUUGUGGGUUAAUCUCUCACGAGGACACAAAAACUUUUGUUUGGCUUUUUGAAAUGUGGCUUGCUUGUAUGGGAAAUUCUACUCCUAAGGCAAUAAUCACAGACCAGGACAGGGCUAUGCAAAAUGCUGUCGAGAUUGUGUUUCCCGAUACAAGACAUAGAUGGUGUUUGUGGCAUAUUAUGAAGAAGUUGCCGGAAAAGUUAAAAGGUUAUAGGGAAUAUGAACAUAUAAAGUUUACUUUGCAAAAUGUUGUAUAUGAUUCAUUGACAUGUGAGGAGUUUGAAGAAUGGUGGAAUUCAUUCAUUGAAAAAUACAACCUGCACGACAAUGAUUGGUUAUCUGGUUUGUAUAAUGAAAGAUAUCGUUGGGUGCCGGCAUUUGUGAAAGGUACUUUCUGGGCGGGAAUGUCUACUACGCAACGUAGUGAAAGUAUGCAUGCCUUUUUUGAUGGGUACGUAAAUUCAAAAACGACAUUAAAACAAUUUGUAGAACAAUAUGAGAAUGCAUUGCGUGAUAAAGUUGAAAAAGAAAAUGAGGCUGAUUUCAAAUCGAUCAAAUCAUCGAUCCCUUGUAUAAGCAUUUAUCCUAUGGAGAAACAAUUUCAAGAGGCAUACACUACUGCAAAAUUCAAAGAGUUUCAAAAAGAGCUUGCAGGUAAGCUCCAUUGUGAGAUAUAUUCUUUGAAGGAUAUAGAGUCCAAACUUGAAUAUGUUGUGAAGGAAGAUGUAAUGGUUGGAGAGACAUACCGUCGGGUUUCGUUUGUGGUUUGGUCUGAGAACCGUUGUUCUGAGGCUUGUUGCAAUUGUCGAUUGUUUGAGUUUAAAGGGAUUUUAUGUCGACAUGCAAUUGCAGUAUUGAUACAUAAUGAAAUUUCUCUUAUCCCUGAACAGCACAUUUUAAGGCGUUGGAGGAAAAAUAUAUUCAGAUGCCACAUGAAAGUUAGGGUAAGUUAUAAUAGUUUGAGCACUAGUGCUGAAGGUGAACGAUUUGACCAAUUGUCUAAUUCAUUUAGUGAGGUGGCGGACUUGGCAUCAACCAGUGUUGAUGAUUUGUUGAUUGCACUUCUGUACAAGUUAGCAAUAAAAUCAUGA
Pistacia vera is the source of this 2199-nucleotide messenger RNA. RefSeq names its product protein FAR1-RELATED SEQUENCE 5-like. The transcript has 4 exons. The record is from RefSeq and is a predicted model, not a curated record. Gene Ontology annotation, biological process: regulation of DNA-templated transcription. Gene Ontology annotation, molecular function: zinc ion binding. The coding region runs from base 1 to 2199 and encodes 732 amino acids. NCBI's taxonomy places the organism in Eukaryota, Viridiplantae, Streptophyta, Magnoliopsida, Sapindales, Anacardiaceae.